AUGGAGGACAGGACUGAGAAUCUGAGAUCGGUCUCGGAAUUUGCAGCAUUCCCCCAGGACUUUAGGUACAAUCCUGAGCGAUGCGGAACGUGUUUGAGAACCACAAUUAAAGACGCUCAUCCCGAGGAUGCUGUCUACUUCCAGAAGCAGGUUAUUCCCCCGGGUUGGUUAGCAGGUCCCUUCCUCCGCCCGGCUCCUCGGCCAGCCCGCAGGCCUUGCUGGCUUUCGCCCUGCGCAGUCGGGACGGAACCGAGCGACCUCCGCCCAGCAGCCGCCCUGCCCCCGGUGUGCGCCGCUACCAAGGGGAGGAGGUCGCGGGACGCGGGAUCCCCCCCGCCGCUCGGACGCCUGCGAGAGGCGCGGGAUUGCGCUUUCCGGCUCUCCCCCCAAGGUCUUCAUUUUGCAUCAACUACAACCGGUCUCAAAACUGAGAUCAAAGUGGACACUAGCGAAAAUGAAGUUGUUGCCCCAGACUUCACUAACAGAAAUCCUCGUAACUUGGAGCAGUUGGCCCUGGCUAGGAAGGAGCGUGGCUGGAAGACAACAUGGCCAAAGCGUGAGUUCUGGCAUAGAUUGCGGCUUGAGCGGACACAGCAUUAUAUAGAAGCCUUUGUUGAGCGCUCCAAUGGGGAUGUUGUGGUAUCUGCCUCCACCCGAGAGUGGGCCAUAAAAAGACACUUGUACAGUCCCAAGGGAGUAGCUGCAUGCAAAAACCUUGGCCGUGUAAUGGCACAGCGCUGUUUGGAAGCAGGAAUCAACUUUGUGAACUUUAAAGCCAUUAUCCCCUGGGAAUAUCGUUGUGACUCGAUUCAGGAAUUCGAAAAAGCAAUGGAGGAGGGUGGUGUUGUUCUGCGCGAGCCACGAAGAAUCUAUCGGUAAAAUGGAGACUUCUAGGAAGACUUUCCAAGGAAAAAUGAUCACUUCUUUAAGUCUGUGUAUUAGCACAGUGAAGGACCAGAGCUGGAAAAAAUUGGAAUGUGUCAUCUUAUAAUAAAAUACUUUUAAAUGGGCAAAA
Molecule: messenger RNA, 1015 nt
Organism: Manacus vitellinus (golden-collared manakin)
Lineage: Eukaryota; Metazoa; Chordata; Aves; Passeriformes; Pipridae
Gene: MRPL18
Product: mitochondrial ribosomal protein L18
Exons: 5
Coding region: 1-879 (292 amino acids)
Biological process (GO): translation
Cellular component (GO): mitochondrion; ribosome
Molecular function (GO): 5S rRNA binding; structural constituent of ribosome
Source: RefSeq, a predicted model, not a curated record